Messenger RNA from Maudiozyma barnettii, 255 nucleotides. RefSeq lists its product as uncharacterized. NCBI's taxonomy places the organism in Eukaryota, Fungi, Ascomycota, Saccharomycetes, Saccharomycetales, Saccharomycetaceae. The record is from RefSeq and is a predicted model, not a curated record. The coding region runs from base 1 to 255 and encodes 84 amino acids. The transcript has a single exon.
AUGAGCAAUACAAAUAUACUAUACAAACAAUCUGACAAUAUGUCUAAAUCUACAAAUUCUUUCUUAAAGAGUGCUCCAGUGGAGCUUACUACGGUGACUGGGUAUAAAGAUUUUGUCAAACGUUACUCCCAUACUUCUUUCACCACGGUGUUAAAGGAGGAUCAAACAGAAGGGUAUGUGAUCAAAGACGGAGACGUGAUUGCUACUGUUCUCGGAGAUGCUUUAAAACAUCUAAUUGAAGAGUCACACUGUUAA